This is a messenger RNA of Scophthalmus maximus (turbot), 2971 nucleotides long. RefSeq names its product visinin-like 1a (gene vsnl1a). The transcript has 4 exons. The record is from RefSeq and is a predicted model, not a curated record. Bases 293 to 868 code for a protein of 191 amino acids. Gene Ontology annotation, molecular function: calcium ion binding. Lineage: Eukaryota; Metazoa; Chordata; Actinopteri; Pleuronectiformes; Scophthalmidae.
CUCUCUCUCUGCUCGGGCAGCAGUGUGUUUUUAACAGCAUCAUCCUACGGACCUGCACCGCGUACUUUUUCUGCCGAGGCUGACUUUAGCCCCGCAUUUACAACCCCCCCCUCCCCCAAAACCAAUCUAAAUCACCAUAGACUUACACGAAACGAAGAGACCCUGAGCUGCCAGCGGCUCGACGGAGGAGCAUCUCGCAGACGUCUGAACCGCUCGUUUCCUGCCCUCCCUCGUCUCUCCGCAGGCUCCUCGGACCUCUCCCCCCGUCGACUCCGCACCCUCGCAAGGCAAAAUGGGGAAACAGAACAGCAAGUUGACCCCUGAAGUGAUGGAAGACCUGGUGAAGAACACAGAGUUUAAUGAGCACGAGCUGAAGCAGUGGUACAAGGGAUUCCUGAAGGACUGUCCCACCGGCCGACUCAACCUGGAGGAGUUCCAGCAGCUCUAUGUCAAGUUCUUCCCUUACGGCGACGCGUCCAAGUUCGCCCAGCACGCCUUCCGGACCUUCGACAAGAACAGCGACGGCACCAUCGACUUCAGGGAGUUCAUCUGCGCAUUGUCCAUCACGUCGCGGGGCAGCUUCGAGCAGAAACUCAACUGGGCCUUCAACAUGUACGACCUGGACGGAGACGGCAAGAUCACACGGGUGGAGAUGCUGGAGAUAAUCGAGGCGAUCUACAAGAUGGUGGGCACGGUGAUCAUGAUGAAGAUGAACGAGGACGGCCUGACGCCCCAGCAGCGGGUGGACAAGAUCUUCUCCAAGAUGGACAAGAACAACGACGACCAGAUCUCGCUGGAGGAGUUCAAGGAGGCGGCCAAGAGCGACCCGUCCAUCGUAUUACUGCUGCAGUGCGACCUGCAGAAAUAGGCUGUAGGGGGGGCGAGCGGCCCGCGCUCCGCCAUUCCACCACGGACUGCACAGAAAGAAAUUUCAUGUUCCAUUCAGUUUGCAGCUAUUUCCACUGAAAAAGAAAAAAAAUUAUAAUUAUAUGCUUGGACUACCUGCUUCUUGUGUUUGAAACACUCGUGUGCAUGAGAAUGUUAUUUGCUAUCAAAAGAUCUACAACACAACAUACAAGAGUGUGCGAGGGGCGGUGCAAGAGUGCGGGGACACUGACACCGCAGACGGAUACACACACACAGACACACACAGACACACACAGACACAGACAGACACAGACACACACACAGACACAGACACACACACACACACACACACACACACACACACACACACACACAAAUAAUAUAUAUAUAGAUAUAUAAAUAUGAAUAUAUAUUUAAAAUUAUUUAAAGAUCAACUGCCAAAAUGUGAAGUGUGCAAAGUAUUUUCCAUACAGUUUCAUUCGACCCGGAGCUUUGUGCAUCGGCGAUGUGCUUUCGUUGAAUUUACCGCUACUCUAUUUAUUGUUCCGAGUUUACAGGCGCUAGCCGUGUGUGUGUUCCAUGAUACCGAGUAACGUCGACCGAAACCAAACUCCUACGAUAAUGUAUCCGCCUCUGAUUAGACACUCUAUCCAACCUCGGAGACAGUCGCUCUCCAAGACAUUUGGAUUUAACGUUCGUCCAACUUUUCCUUCCAGAACAUGCUCGUACCGUCGGUAAAAAAAACUAAAUAAAUGUAGUUCAGUUGCAUGCCUUUAGGUUCUGCCUUAAAAAAACAAGAAGAAGCUCCUCACUCUGCAUCCUGUGAAGACAGAAAGGCGGCAACACUCGGCGGGGAGAAAAAGAUUUUUACCGAACAGGGAGGGUCACGCGAGAUAUCGUCAUAACGGGAUGUAAUUUUUUGUGAUCUGUCCAGACGUUUUUUUUUCUUUUGACUGCUUUAACUGUGGGAGCAUGUUUCCUUGUAGAUGUAGGUGUUAGUGUGUGCUGCUAAGAACUAAACACUUAUCUCGUUGCAGAUUAGGAGAUGCUUGGAUGCGGAGGAAUAAUUUCUGAAACAAUAUCUGAAAGAGCUCAGUCGACAGAUCUUUGAAGCAAAUCAAGUGAGAUCAAACAUUGAAAUUCAGGAUUCCAUUGGAGGAUGACGUAUAGCAAAAGAAACGUAUAUUGAGAAGGAAGAAAACAUAUUCAUCUGUAGCUGGAGAGUAUUGUUAUCAAACUGAGUUUGAGCCCCUGUCACCAUCACAUCCACUUUUCUUUUUUCUUCUUCUCCCAAUUAGCCUGCGGGUUUCACAUCAACACGACGAAUCCGGGAGGAGUUUUCUAUUCGAAAAACUCUCUGAGCGUUAAAAAAGACGACAGCAGCCCCCUGCAGCAUCCGAACACUCCUGCUCGUACUUCGUGCUUCACACUGUAACUACUAGAGGACAGCCCCUUGCUGUAAAAGCCAUGUGUUUAGUUAGUAGGCUGAACUAUUCGCCCCCGCCCACCCCCAAAAAAAAUCCAACAACCCUUCUUCAAGCAGUUCUCAGUCAGUCGAUCUUUUUGUACUUUUUUACUCCCGUCUCUCACGCAUUGCACACGUUACCGAGGCAGACUCAACGCAGAGAAGUUCAGCGACGUGCGGCGCCCUCGCCAGAAAAAACGACCUCCUGAGCUCACUCGUGUCUUCGAAUACGUUUACCUGGACCUGUCUGAAAGCACCACCCACCCGCCCCCACACACACACACUUUCCAAAUCCUGCAUACUACAACCAAGUGUUUAAAAGAGCUGAAGGAGAUGUGAUACGUCAUACCAAGACAGGGUUGGCAAUAAAGGCCCAGCAUACCAGUCCAUCGUCGUCCUUUACUCUCUCUCUCUCAGCACUGUGGCUUGUUUGUAUUCUGAACUUCUUUACCAGGCAAAGACAAACAUUUCUAAUUACAAAAACCCUGCAGUCUACUGUUUAUUGCUAUCAAGAUACCAAAUGUAAAGCGAAGGCAACCGUGUACGAGGAUUCUUUUGUAGCAUGUAUUGUGUCCCUGACGACAUGGCUGCACUACUCCCUGUGUUGUGGUUUACUCUAAUAAAAGGAACUCUAUGGGC